UUACAACGAAGUGCUUUACGACAGAGUUGGAGGCUUAUUCAAAAUGGAGUCCGGCUGUGGAAACGCAACCUACUAAAUGCAGUUGUAUCGUAUCUUAAUCACAAGUGUGUGGAAUUGCGUGUAAAGAGUUCAUGUAGACAAGACAUUACGUAGCGCUACAUGAUGACUGAAGACAAAAAGACCGGCUCUUUAGGUUUCUUUUCGAGCUACGACGAUUUGAGCGACAGCAGCGAUUCAGACGAAGAGGCGAAGGGCGGCCAGGGAGAGCGGAGCCAGAAGCCGGAGAAAGACUCUCAGGAAAGCGAACCUGACUCUUCCCGGUCAGGGAGCAAACGGGCUGCCGGUGGAAGUGUUCUACCGAAGCCAGAUGAGCUCUUCAGCUCGGUGUCCAAACCGACUUUCCUGUACAAUCCUCUGAACAAGGAGAUAGACUGGGAUAGCCUGACAGUUAAAGCACCCGAAGAGGCUCCCAAGGAGUUUAAGCCAUGGGUCACAAAUGCUGUGCCACCUCCCCAAACGUAUACAGCAGCAGAGCCUGAGAAGAAGAAGGGCCCCCCUCCUGGCAUGGACAUGGCUAUAAAGUGGUCCAAUGUGUAUGAGGACAAUGGCGAGGAUGCACCAAAGGGUCACGCAGGCAAAGCCAAGUUCCUCCCGCCUGAGGAGCAGCUUAUUGACUCAGAUGAUGAGUCCAAGACGUCUGCUGUGUCCAUCAAAACACGUCGAGUGGAGAGCUUUCAACAGAAGGAGAAGAGGAAGAGAGACUUAGGACAAGCCACCUCUGACAAGAAUUUUGUAGAAGAGGAGAAAAGGAUCCUCAGACAGAAGAUUGAGUGAAGUCCAAAGUGGCGGUAAAAUGGAAUCAGUGUCAUAUUUGAACAUUUUACAUCAGCAAAGAGCAUUAGCACAACCUACUCAGGUAGGUAGCUGGGCUUCGUGUGCAUCUUUUCAGCAUUGUUGUUUUUUGUCUGUAAUUUAUGCCACACAUAAAAGCUGAUUUGUCAACACACAAACAUUUUCCAGAUGAUGAAUUUUUUUUUUUUUUGGGGGGGGCUAUGUUGAGAAAUAAGAUGGCACAUAAGGAAAAUGAAGGCAGAACGCAAUCAUAAUAAAAUAGUAUUUAGUUCUCUUUCUUGCUCAAUGAUUUCUCUGCAACGAGCCCAGAUUAUUUUUUAUAACACAUACUAUAGUGUAGAGAUGUACUUUAUGGGUAUUCUUAAUUUGUGAUGUGUUAUGCUCAAUUUCUGUCAGUCAUAUUGUGUUGUCAUAGUAACUUUCUAAUUAUAGACCUGUGCUGUCUACCUUUGGCACUAGGUGGCGCCUUUUUGCCACGCAACAAUCCACUGCCUUGGCGUUAGAAGUCUUGACACUACCAUGCUGUUACAAGUCGAUGUAAGGUAGUUGUUCUCAUCUUGGAUAUUUUACAACUAUGAUACUGUCUGCUCAAUGUUUUUCUUUCGUAUGCGCAGUUAAUAUGUUUGUGCAGAAGAAAUAAAGUGUAAAAUACUGAAAUUAUUAGAUUAUUGUGUGUGAUACAAAAAAAACCCUACAAUCCAUCUUGGUGUUAAAGUUUGUCAAUGAAUGGCUACUUGUCAAUAAACCAAAUGUGUUUUACUGGUUAAACAUUUCAUGCAGAAGAAGAAUAAAAAUGUCUCCACUUAGGAACAGUUUUGUGAUCACAGGUAUUCUUUGAGCCUUUCUGUCAUCAUGGGCAGACAUGAAAAAGCUGUAAAUAUGCUUCUGAUAAGAUUCCAGCUUCCAGGUAUGUGCCUGGCCUUGCCCGUAAUGCGCACCCGCAGACUGAUUGUAUCAACCAUAUCCAGACUAAAAUGACCAGAAAGGCGCAGACAUAACUGUUGAAAAAUUGCUCUUCAGCU
This is a messenger RNA of Entelurus aequoreus (snake pipefish), 1874 nucleotides long. It is a transcript of the gene lg19h1orf52, whose product is annotated as linkage group 19 C1orf52 homolog. The transcript has 3 exons. The record is from RefSeq and is a predicted model, not a curated record. Bases 160 to 834 code for a protein of 224 amino acids. Lineage: Eukaryota; Metazoa; Chordata; Actinopteri; Syngnathiformes; Syngnathidae.